GGAUUUGCUCCAUUUGGUUCUUGCUGUUUCAUUUGCCAAAGAACCUCUUUUGAGGAUGCAUGGAAGGCUACGUGCUCGGCAAGGGAAGUUUCAGGUUUUAGUCCAACCAUGCACGUUCCUGAUGGCUACGAGUUCUUGCUACAACCUCUAAUCUUUAGUGGCCCUUGCAAUUCCGAAGCCGUUAACGUUGUGAUAGAUGGAAACCUAACAGCACCAAGUCAUCCUUCAAAAUGGAAGUGCGACGGAAGUAAUUGCCGUCAAUGGAUAGGCUUUGUUGAGAUCAAUGGUCUCUACAUUUAUGGCUCUGGUACUAUUAAUGCCCAGGGUACCAAAUGGUGGGGUUCCUCCAAUGUCAAUCACAAUGGAAAGUACCAUGGGUCAAAACCAACGGGGUUCGUAAUAGCACAUUCCAACAAUGUGCACAUAAGUGACCUAACCUUUAUAGACAGCCCUCAAAUGCACAUGGCGUUGGAAAGGUCGAUAUGGGUAUAUGUUUAUAAUCUCACUAUCACUGCCCCUGGCGAUAGCCCAAAUACUGAUGGCAUUCACAUUCAACAUUCCACACACGUCUUCAUAAGCCAAACUCACAUUGGGACUGGUGAUGAUUGUAUUUCCAUCGGAGAUGGUUCAUCAUAUCUCAACAUUAGCAUGAUCACAUGUGGUCCAGGUCAUGGCAUAAGUAUUGGAAGUUUGGGUAUAAGAGGGCAAUAUGAGACAGUAGAGAAUGUCUAUGUAAGCAAUGUGGAAUUCAGAGGAACUUCAAAUGGAGCAAGAAUCAAGACAUGGCAGGGAGGGAGCGGAUUUGCUAGGAACAUUGUGUUUGAGCAUAUAAGAUCCAUUGGUUCAGCUCAUCCCAUCAUCAUCGAUCAAUACUAUUGUGACCAUACACAUUGCAAAAAUCAAAAAUCAGCCGUGCAAAUUAGCAAUAUCAGAUACAGUUAUAUUUACGGGACGUCGGAGGAAGAUACAGCGAUACACUUUGCAUGCAGUGAAACAGUUCCAUGCAAAGAUAUAUAUAUGAAUGACAUCUACCUUCAAUCGACUCAACUGUGUAAAGAAACGACGUCGUUAUGUCAAAAUGUUGCUGGAAGGAAAAAUGGUCCAGUUUUGCCCAGUGUCCCUUGCUUGACUGAUUGAUAAAUUUGUACUAAUUCAAAAUGAGUACCAUAUCUACUAUAGUCAAUAUAUAGUUAAAUUUAUUUUGCUGAUUUUCGUACCAACUCAAGGUUUUAUUCGUAAUAAAGGUAUUUAAAGUUUGCUUUUCAGAACAAA
Messenger RNA from Camellia sinensis, 1272 nucleotides. Lineage: Eukaryota; Viridiplantae; Streptophyta; Magnoliopsida; Ericales; Theaceae. The record is from RefSeq and is a predicted model, not a curated record.